CUCGCAUGUUUUUCCUUGCCUAACUCUUUUCUCUCUCUCUCUCUAUCUCUCUAUCUUUCCAAGUAAGCAUGUCUAACGCAACAGCAGACGCUGAUAUAACGCAUCUAAAGCCGGACAACUUGGUGCUCGCACACUCCAAGCCAUCACUGAUUGCCGUUAGCCCGGUUACAUCGAUUAAAACAGCAUUACAACUGCUUCAAAACAACAAGAUUACCUCGCUCCCCAUAUUCUCACACGAUAGUACCCAAGUGGUGAGCAUCAUCAACCUCUUUGACAUUCUCUUAUACCUCAUUGGCAGCAGCGACACAGUCGACAAAACUACCGAGAAGCUCAACGAUUCGGUCGAGAACGUUUUGGGCUUGGAUACGGACCGUGAGAGCUAUAGGAUGCAUAAAACCGAUGAUCAGGACACGUUGUUGGAUACCUUGCGUGCUUUUGCUUCCGGAGUGCACCGAUCCUUAGUGGUCAAUUAUGGUAAUCCGAAAAGCAGCCCAUGGCUCUUGUCGCAAACCGACAUUAUCCGACACGUACACCAUUACCCAAAAUCCAUCGCAAACAUUGUUGACGUGGGUACAAGUGUGGGUGACUUGGGAUUUGACAAGAAGCCGCCCUUGGUGAGUGUCAAAGCUGACCAGUCUGCAUUGAAUGGAUACAAGUUAUUAGCGGAAAAAAACGUAAGCGGCGUUCCGAUUGUGGAUGGGGAGGGCAAUCUCGUUGGUGAUUUGUGUCUGGAGGACCUACCCAGCGCGAACCUCGACACCUUUGAGCAGCUCACACUACCUUGCGUCGAAUAUAUCCAACAUCGCCAGGCAACGCUCGCACUUCCCGUUGCAACGCCAACCACAACUCUUCAGAGUAUCAUAGAAACCAUGCUGAAUCAAGACACGCAUCGUGUUUGGAUCAAGCAAAGUGAAGACUCGGGAAGGGUUAUUGGUGUGAUAUCCAUGUCGGACGUGAUUGACAUUUUGUGUUCAAAAGCAAAAGUGUAAUAUUAAAGUAAUAUGGCAAAUAAAAGCAAGUUACACGCGUUUAUCCAU
This is a messenger RNA of Zychaea mexicana, 1037 nucleotides long. RefSeq lists its product as uncharacterized. Lineage: Eukaryota; Fungi; Mucoromycota; Mucoromycetes; Mucorales; Lichtheimiaceae. The record is from RefSeq and is a predicted model, not a curated record. The coding region runs from base 69 to 989 and encodes 306 amino acids. The transcript has 4 exons.